This is a messenger RNA of Olea europaea var. sylvestris, 2220 nucleotides long. Its product is annotated as phosphoinositide phosphatase SAC4-like. The record is from RefSeq and is a predicted model, not a curated record. NCBI's taxonomy places the organism in Eukaryota, Viridiplantae, Streptophyta, Magnoliopsida, Lamiales, Oleaceae. Gene Ontology annotation, cellular component: intracellular membrane-bounded organelle. The transcript is spliced from 13 exons. Bases 490 to 2220 code for a protein of 576 amino acids. Gene Ontology annotation, molecular function: phosphatidylinositol-3,5-bisphosphate 5-phosphatase activity. Gene Ontology annotation, biological process: phosphatidylinositol dephosphorylation.
GUGGUUUUUAUUUUGCCUCGACAGAUCCAGGCGGUCUCUGUUUCUCUCUCUAGAUAUAUGCAACAUUCCAUCACAGCCAUUAUAAUUUAUCAUUGUCAUCAUCAUCGUUUAUAUCAAAUUAAUUUUUAUUUUUAAACUCAGUAGUUCAAAAUCUCUCUCCAUUUCCAUUUCCAAUAUCUCUUUCAAUCCCCAUUGGUAUAUAAAGUUUCGUUCAAUUAUACAAUUUUUUUUUUUAAUUAUUGAGUUUAAUUCUAAGUUUUCACAAUUAUUUGAUGGAAAGUUAACUUCUUUAUUUUGUAAUUUAUGUAUUUAGCUUAAGAUUUGGAAAACUCGGGUAGGGAAAUCGAAAAAAGUUUGAAGGUUUUUGAUUUUUAAUUUUUAAGAGAAUAUUUGGGGUUAGGAAAUGGGGACAAAGGUGAAAAAUUGGUCUAUUCAAAUUUGAUGUUGGAGUGAUUAAUUCCCUGAGGCUCCCUUGGUCAAAUUAUCAUCAUGGCUGAUGUUUUGGAAAAUGUGACACAACAACCUCAGGGAGCACGACUUCUUUCUCCUCCUCCUCUUAUCUCGCCACCUCCAGAUGGAUUUAUGCAGAAAUUCCGACUCUAUGAAACACGAUCGAAAUUCUAUAUGGUAGGAAGGGACAAAAAUAGAACGUACUGGAAAGUGUUAAAAAUUGAUAGGACAGAACCGAGUGAGCUUAACGUUCGUGAAGAUUCUACCCCAUACACAGAAAUAGAAUGCUCUGAUUUACUGAGAAGGAUACAUGAAGGAAAUAGGGUUACAGGAGGACUUAAGUUUGUUACAUCUUGCUAUGGCAUUGUUGGAUUCAUUAAAUUUCUUGGUCCUUAUUACAUGCUACUUAUUACAAAAAGAAGACAGAUCGGUUCAAUCUGCGGUCACAUUGUAUAUGCUAUCUCCAAAAGUGAAAUAAUCCCCCUUCAGAAUUCUGUGGUUAGAUCCAGCAUGGUUAAUUACAAGAAUGAGAACAGAUACAAGAAGCUCUUGUGCAUGGUGGAUCUGACUAAGGACUUCUAUUUUAGUUACUCCUACCAUGUGAUGAGGAGUCUCCAGAAGAACAUGUGUGAUAAUGAAACCGGGCAAGUCCUGUAUGGAACGAUGUUUGUGUGGAACGAGUUUCUUACUCGUGGAAUACACAAUGUUCUUCAGAAUACUAUUUGGACCGUUGCAUUAGUCUAUGGAUUUUUUAAGCAGGCUACAAUUUCUAUAUCAGGGCAUGAUUUCAAGCUGACUUUAAUUGCCAGGCGUUCACGGCACUAUGCUGGCACUAGUUGCAUUCUUUCUGCUGGAGGUUGUGGAAUAUAUUUUAGUGGUAUUUUGUUUUUUCAGUUAUACUACUUUGUUAGCGGUGGCAAUGCUUUUUUGUUCCAUUAUACUUCUUUCAUUAGUUUUGAGUUGUUAUGGCAUGGAGGAGGAAUAGAUAAAGAGGUAAAUCUCUGUGUCUUGUCGUCAGUUCUUAUUAUGGUAAUAACCUUUCUAGUUUUGUAUGUGAGCAGGUUUUUGGGGCAUUUUCAACCUCAACCAGGUAAAGCUGAUGUAUGGGAGCUGGAUUCUGACCAGCAUUCCAAUGUUGGAAGGAAUGGACAGUCAAAUAUUGAUGAAAACGGAAGGUCAUUAUAUAAAAGGUCAUUGUCAGAUGGGAACAUUCUUCGUGAAAGUCGCUCGCCCAGGUCCACCUCAUACAUCAAUAAGGGUUUUCCGAGUUCUGACUUAACUAGCAAGUCAAAAGAAGGAAGCAAAAUGCUUUCUGAGUCAUCGCCAGAAAUAGCAACUUGCGAAAGUGAUUUAACAGAUUCAAGAUAUGGUCCUUCAAUACCUGCUAGGGUUCUUUUUGCUGAAAUGCACAGAGUCAGAUGCCUCGAACAUGAGAAUGGGGACUCGAUUGACAGCUCCAACUUUGUUGACUUAGAUUGGCUUUCUUCUUCUGGAAAUUCAUGUGAGGAUGAGUUGCUAGAAAGGUCAAUGCUCACAGUCUCUCCAAUUGCGAUGCUGUCAUCAGAAAAUUUCGCCAAUGAAAUCACAGGCGAUACAACCCCAUCUACCAACAAUGCUGCCCUUUACGACUUCACCAACAAUUUAAAAUGCGGAAGGGAACCGACUUGUACAGAUCUGUUGUAUGUUGAAGGCCAUAAUUAUGAAGUCCUUGAGGAAUUUUCAGAUGGUUUCGUGCGUUGGGUGAAUUACGGAGAAACUCUCUGUCAUUAA